Messenger RNA from Cheilinus undulatus (humphead wrasse), 1643 nucleotides. RefSeq lists its product as uncharacterized. Bases 93 to 1244 code for a protein of 383 amino acids. NCBI's taxonomy places the organism in Eukaryota, Metazoa, Chordata, Actinopteri, Labriformes, Labridae. The transcript has 11 exons. The record is from RefSeq and is a predicted model, not a curated record.
UUUGACUUCUCGGCUUCCGUACCUCCACCAGGAAGUUGCCACAGUAAUUCAAUGGGAACCUCAGAGAUAAGUUUACAUCGAUUCAUUUCAAAAUGCGUUCAAGAACAGGAGCUCAGGCAUCCAACGGUGAACCUCCCAGGGCUGAGAGACAGGAUCCAGAUGAACAGGUCAACAAAGCUGAUGCUGAUGGUCGAUUGUCAAACAGUUCUGUGCUCCUGAACAUUGGAAAAUGUUUGAUUUUAAUCAUCAUUAUCCCUCCAUUCCUCAACUAUGCAUCACUGCAGAGGGAAGGACAGAUGCUCCUGCCUAAAGAUGGCCAGAUUGUUGAUAUUGGUUUGGGUCAAAAGAUGCAUCUUCUGUGUAAAGGAAAUGGAAAACCAGUUGUCAUAUUGGAUUCACCAACGGGAAUGUCUUCAGAUGUUUGGUUCCAUAUCCAAGAAAGUUUGGCCACCCUAACAAAGGUCUGUACUUAUGACAGAACAGGCUUGGGCUUUAGCAAGCGGCUGAUGCAAAACGAAACUUCAGGAACUGAGAAAAUCUGGGGGAUGUCAACAACUGGACGGAUGGUAGAUGAUCUUCACCGACUUCUGCAGACUGCUGGGAUAGCCAAGCCCUUCAUCUUGGUGGGCUCUGAGCUUGGCGCACUCAACAGCAGAUUUUACAGCCACAUUCACGAUGUGCAAGUAUCGGACCUGGUGCUGAUUGAUCCCAUCCCAGAAGACAUUUUUGAGGAGGACCAAUGGAAUGAUUACUGGUAUGGUAAGCUGUUGCCAUCACUUCAAGUCAAGCAGUUUUUGGCAGCAACAGGGUUGAGCCGUAUGCUGAUUAUCCUUGGGGCAAUUGAAGUGACUAUCAACGGAAGCGAAAACGUCUCUGAGGAUUUUAUUCAGCGCCAGAAGUAUCUGCUAAGUAACCCCGCCCACCAGAGCAGCGCUGUAGAUGAACAUUACUUUUUGAAUGAAAGUGCUGCACAAGUCAGGGAUAUCUCAAAGUUUAAGCCUCUUACCAGUCGCACACCCGUGAGUGUGAUCACUGGGGAUUCAUUUGACCAGGAAAUACCAGAACACCUGAACCAGAUGGUUGCAAGGCUUCAAAAGAAGUUUCUGGAAGAGUCCUAUCCAUCAGCCCAUCACAUUCAGAUAAAAGAAGCAGACCGGCGAAUGAUCUACAAGAAGCCAUCUGUCAUCAGCCAGCACCUGAGGAAACUAGUCAAACAACGGCAAGGCAAACAGCAGAGCAAGUGACCCAUGGCCAAGAUGUAACUGUACCUAAAACAAAGUCAGAUUAAUUGUAAAAAAUGUUUUAUACUUGAUAAAAUAUUUAUCUUUUUGAUUGUUUUGGCAUUGAUCUGCUUCACUAGAGGCUUAUCACCUAAAAUUAGCUGCGUUGUAUUUUUGGUGAUGAAACAAUUUCCAUCACAAAUCCAACAAUCUCAAGUUUCUAUUUCAGUCUCUUCGGUUGAUUGGCCUGUUAAAAACAAGAGGUGUUAUUUCUUAUUAAUUCACUGGAUACAGUUAUUUAACUCGCCUUCUAUGUUGCAAAUAUUCCAGUCAUGAAAAUGAUCUAGUGUUUGGGGCAAAUCUCAACCACACUGGGCCUCUAUUUUUGGACUUGUUCUUUUUUAAUAAUAAUAAUUGCAAACA